CAUGUCCAGAUAACCUCACCUGAGACCACAUCCCAGUGAAGGAGAGGAAGAGGAAGAAAUGGCUGGUUCUCAGGUCCAUGUGUCCCAAGGGCUGUUGACAUUCAAGGAUGUGGCCAUAGAAUUCUCUCCAGAGGAGUGGAAAUGCCUGGACUCUGCACAGCAGAUUUUGUACAGGAAUGUGAUGAUGGAGAACCACAGAAACCUGGUUUCCCUGGGUCUUGCUGUCUCUAAGCCAGACUUGAUCGUGUGUCUGGAGCAAAGGAACAAGCCCUGGAAUGUGAUGAGACACAACAUGUUAGAGAAACCCACAGGACUUCAUGGACAAACGAGAUUCCAUACUGGAGGGAAAUUCUACAAAUGUGAAGAAGGUGACAGAGCACAUAAUUGGCACGCAAGUUUUAUUCAGCCUCAGGGAGUCCACACUGGAAAGAAAUCCUACAAAUGUGAAGAAUGUGGUAAAGUCUUGUGCUCUAAAAAAGGAUUUAUUGGACAUAUGACGAUCCAUACUGAAGAGAAACCCUACAAAUGUGAAGAAUGUGUCAAAGCCUUUUGCAGUAAGAGUGGACUUACUGAACAUAUGUCAGUCCAUACUGGAGAGAAACCCUACAAAUGUGAAGUAUGUCACAAAGCCUUUAGUAGAUACUCACGUCAUCUUCGACAUCAGAGAGUCCAUACUGGAGAGAAACCCUACAAAUGUGAAAAAUGUGACAAAAGCUUUAGGAGGUACUCAGAUCAUCUUCAUCAUCAGAGAGUCCAUACUGGAGUGAAACCCUACAAAUGUAAAGAAUGUGACAAAGCCUUUUUUGUUAAAAGAAGCUGUACUGAACAUAUGCGUAUCCAUACUGGAGAGAAACCCUACAAAUGUGAAAAAUGUGACAAAAGCUUUAGUAGGUACUCAUAUCAUUUUCGACAUCAGAGAGUCCAUAAUUUUCGACAUCAGAGAGUCCAUACUGGAAAGAACCCCUACAAAUGUGAAGAAUGUGACAAAGUGUUUAAUAGGCACUCAAGUUUUAUUCAGCAUCAGAGAGUCCACACUGGAAAGAAAUCCUACAAAUGUAAAGAAUGUGGCAAAGUCUUGCGCACUAAAAAAGGAUUUAUUGGACAUAUGACAAUCCAUACUAAAGAGAAACCCUACAAAUGUGAAAGAUGUGACAAAGCAUUUAAUUGGCGCUCAUGUUUUAUUCAGCAUCAGAGAGUUCACACUGGAAAGAAACCCUACAAAUGUGAAGAAUGUGUCAAAGCCUUUUGCAGUAAAAAAGAACUUAUUCAACAUAUGUUAAUCCAUACUGGAGAGAGACCCUAUAAAUGUGAAGAAUGUCACAAAGGCUUUAGAAGGUACUCAGCUUAUCGUCAACAUCAGAGAGUCCAUAGUGGAGAGAAGCCCUACAAAUGUAAAGAAUGUGGCAAAGGCUUUUUCACUAAAAGAGGUUGUACUGAACAUAUGCGUAUCCAUACUGGAGAGAAACCCUACAAAUGUGAAAAAUGUGACAAAAGUUUUAGUAGGUACUCAGAUCAUCUUCAACAUCAGAGAGUCCAUACUGGAGAGAAACCCUACAAGUGUAAAGAUUGUGGCAAAGGCUUUGUCACUAAAAAAAGCUGUUCUGAACAUGUGUUUAUCCAUACUGGAGAGAAACCCUACAAAUGUGAAGAAUGUCACAAAGGCUUUACUAGGUACUCAGCUCAUCUUAAACAUCAGAGAGUCCAUACUGGAGAGAAACCCUACAAAUGUGAAAAAUGUGACAAAACCUUUCAUUGGUACUCAAGUUUUAUUCGGCAUCAGAGAGUACACACUGGAAAUAACCCCGACAAAUGUGAAGAAUGUGGCAAAGCCUUUCUGUGCCGCACAAGUCUUACUCGACAUCAGAAAAUUCAUACUAGAGGGAAUCCCUGAAAACGUAAAGAAUGAGGCUGUGUUUGGUGGUUAGCCUGCAAUCCCAAUACUUUGGUACACCAAGAUGAAUGGAUUGCCUGAGCCUGUGGGUUCAAGACCA
Messenger RNA from Carlito syrichta (Philippine tarsier), 1991 nucleotides. Its product is annotated as zinc finger protein 420-like. NCBI's taxonomy places the organism in Eukaryota, Metazoa, Chordata, Mammalia, Primates, Tarsiidae. Gene Ontology annotation, molecular function: DNA-binding transcription repressor activity, RNA polymerase II-specific. The coding region runs from base 59 to 1891 and encodes 610 amino acids. The transcript is spliced from 4 exons. The record is from RefSeq and is a predicted model, not a curated record. Gene Ontology annotation, biological process: negative regulation of transcription by RNA polymerase II.